Molecule: messenger RNA, 2705 nt
Organism: Cotesia glomerata
Lineage: Eukaryota; Metazoa; Arthropoda; Insecta; Hymenoptera; Braconidae
Exons: 3
Coding region: 1403-2278 (291 amino acids)
Molecular function (GO): zinc ion binding; nucleic acid binding
Source: RefSeq, a predicted model, not a curated record
ACUUAAUUAACGCACGGAAAGUUCGAGAGCCGGAGUUGGAGGGUUAUAAAAGAGCCGACAGGAGGGACAUCGAGGCUUUUUUCUCUUCUGGAAGCCAGUGGCCUUUUGCCCUUGUGAAUCAGUGACCUUGUUGAGAUCAGUUUAAGUCAAUAGAGUGCAAAUUUGGACGUCGAGAAUAAAGAGCAACUGCAGAGGAAGUUAUCGGGGCAUUUUUGGAAUUGGACAACCCUGCCGCACCCUGGUUCGAGACGACAAGACGCCAAGCAGCUAAGCCCGCCAAGUUGGACCGGAGUAUCAGUCGUCGUUGGAUAAAACAAUAAUUGAGUCUCCAGAUUGAAAAGAGACAUCAGAUGAGAAUGACUUAUUCAAACAUGGCAAACACACAGUUAGAUGGACGUAGAAUGUCUGCAGGCCAUGUGCAAGGCCGGAUUAAUUCCAUGGCUAACCCGGGCUCGACAGACAUAUUUCUAUCAAUACCAACGUUGUCAACAGCUACAAACAUGACGUCAACAGUCAUAACUACGAUGAGUAGCAGAGUUGGCCAGUGUUCCUUACAGGCCGAGAAUGAGUUGCUCCGACCGGGUACUCAGGCUGGAGGAGCUAUCCAUAAUGGAAACGAAUACUCUGAGCCUGCCAUAGAUAAACGUCUGGAGGGAAUUAAUAUAUCUCCGGACAUGCUGAGAGUCUCCGAUCAUUUAGACCAAACAACUGAAGCAACGUGUCAAUGGAUUUCAGAACAAAGAGCAAUAAACGCGGAAACCUCUGCCACUAUCAAUCGAGUGUCACAGAUAUUAGGAGAGAUGGUUCAUUCUCAACGAUAUUUUAUGAACAGGCUCGACAGUCGUGAUAAUUUUACCUGGUUGCACUCUCCGGUAGAUUGGAAUGCAACUGAUUUUCAAUUACGUGGUUCAACCGUUGCCCCUUCAGGUCAAGGUUUGGCAGGGGGGGGGGAGGAGUAGUUGCACCGUCUUUUCCAAGAAAUCAACUGGAGAAUAGCAGGGACAGGACUGAUUCUGGCCAAACGAUCCCUCUAUCAGAAAGGGUCAAUUACCUGCAAGAGCAAUUACAACAGCUCCAACUGUUCCAGAGCCAACAAGCAGGUGCACAAAGCGAGUUUGCGUUCCAUAACCAAGACAACUGUGGACGAAGGUUCGGUCACGACUCUCAAGGCCAAAACAUAAGACCGGGGAUGACUCCACCUCCAUUCCAAAGUCCAUACCAAAAUUUGAACAGAGGUACCAGGUACUUUAUGCACGAAAGAAGGCGCAAAGAUAUUUUAUCAAGUCUGAGGCUUGGUAACCUGAUCUUUCCACAAGAUGGAAUGUCUGUCGAAGAAUUUCUGCAUGCGGUCGAGAGCAGAGCACACCGUUAAGGCUGGACAGAGGACGAAGUCCUGGGUUCCAUGGGGUACAUACUCCGAGGAACACCAGCACGCUGGUUUGAUAACAACUACCAGCGCUGGGGUUCUUAUACUCAAUUCAAGAUGGAAUUCCGCAAGGCUUUUGGUAGUGCAACGACAGAUUACCAAAUAAUUCACGAUAUUGGUAAACUGAGGAUGAAACCUGGGGAAAAUUUCACGGAGUUUGUGUUAAAGGUUCAGCAAAAAUAUUUGACCAUGAUGAGUCCUCCAUCCAUAGAGGAUCAAGUGACAAAUAAUAGAAACUAUCUAACUGAUGAACUGCGAACUCUGGUUUUCUCUAGGCCGGUAUACUCAUACGAAGACCUUUUGAACGCUCUGCAUGAAGCCUCGAGGUACAUCGAAGAAGCUGGACAGUCUUGUCAGACUCAGGAAACAGUAAAGCCCCAGGAGAAGACAAAGGUUAAGGUGAUUGGGCCUACAGUCGAAAAAGGGAGGUGCCAGGAAGAAGAGUUGGAAUUAUCAGGCUACAGAACUCCAACUACAUCGUACGAUAAUAAGUAUGGGGUUCAGGUGAGAACAAACCAGAACCAUUAUCGGCAGCCUUGUAGAUUUCAGACUCCAAGAAUUCCCAGGCCGUGUUACAACUGUGGUGUUCCUGGACACUCCUUUGUGGGUUGCGAAAACCCUAGACAAGAUGUCUGUAACAAUUGUCUCAAAAUUGGUCACACUCGACAAAACUGUUCGCUGUUGACAAACGAUAACGGCAGGAAAAGCUCUUUGGAUAGUGCAAACUCUAGUGAGCAGUGUAAUGAUCCCAGAACUGAAAAUGAACGGGAAACCCACUUACACCUGUCCCGAGUUCUCCGUCGGUUCAGUUCGUUCAAGGAGCAGCAAUGGGGUCUAGUGAGGGUUCGAUAAAUGUUGAGACAUCUGGCUACUCAGAGCUAAGACAGGCUUUUAAGCUACCUUGCUCUGAUUCAGGCCCAUCAACAUCAUCUGCGGCAUAGUCUAUGGACACAGUUAACUUCAAUCAACGCAUCUCUUUGGCCAGAAGAUCAACCAGCAAUUAUAAAACAGGGCAGUAGGCUAUUUGAUGAUCCUAGUUGUACUAUAAUUAACACUGAUAGUAAGACUUAUACUAAUUGUACUUUAUUUUCUUUAGCAGGGAAUCAGGAGAGCAAUGAACCUGUAAUUUUGAUGGAAGAUGAACUGGACCUAGGUUUUGAAGUUGAGAAUGACAAGACCCGUCUGUGGUCCCAGAACACAGGCCCUGGAGGUUGGUCCUCGAAUCAAGAGGCCCCUAAUAACACACUCGAAACGUCAUCUAGGGCAGCUUUCAUUCCAA